Molecule: messenger RNA, 474 nt
Organism: Perkinsus marinus ATCC 50983
Lineage: Eukaryota; Perkinsozoa; Perkinsida; Perkinsidae
Exons: 4
Coding region: 1-474 (157 amino acids)
Molecular function (GO): oxidoreductase activity
Source: RefSeq, a predicted model, not a curated record
AUGGAUGAGCUUAGUGGUCAUGUCCUCGAGGCGAUGGAUGAGGAGCUCCAGGCUAUCAAGUCGGCUUUUUUCCAAGCGACCGGCCGAGAGUCCUGCUUGAAGAUCUUGCGAUUGAGGGACAGACUCUUGGUACAGUAUGGAGACCAAAUUAAAGAUAAGAGUACUCUGGCUAAGAUGGUUGGGACUAAUCAGGCUUACUCGAUGGCCCGUACUCCGGUGAUUGAGACGGCAGAUGGAGUAGCACCGAACCCCAAGCAUCGGGUGGUUGUGGACGACAUCGGUUGGGGCCUCUGUGUCCUAGUCUCCGUUGCUGAACGUCUAGGAGUAGCAACAACUGUGAUGAAGAUGAUGAUAGAAUGGCAUCAACGGAUCAUGGGCAAGGAAUUUCUCGUGAAUAAUCGGCUAUCUGGCCAAGACUGCGCUGAACUUGUACGUGACUCGAUGCCAUGCCUAUCUCUGGCCUCGACAGUGUAG